UUAACACCACACACACACACACACACACACACACACACUGGGGUUAAGAUAAUAUGGACAAUCAUCGUCCAUUUUCCAGGGAGUCUCCAAGUUUAAUGGCAUUUCAUUAUAAUUGCUAUGAUGUCAGACUGUCCAUCCAAUUUAAUCAGAGUAAAAACAACAACAAGAAAUUCGUUCAGUUCAGACAGACAGACAGAGAGAGAGAGAGACAGGACAUUCGGACUGUCCAGUGAAGAAGACCAACCAAUACAACGGUGUCUAACAGGUUUGUAUAGGCUACUUUCGUUAUGGGUGGUUAUCUUUGAGAGACAGGACAUUCGGACUGUCCAGUGAAGAAGACCAAACAAUACAACGGUGUCUAACAGGUUUGUAUAGGCUACGUUCGUUAUGGGUGGUUAUCUUUGUGUUUACAAUAUUUGGUGAAAUGUUUAAUUUGUUCCUUCUUUAAAAUAGUUUUCUCUCUGGCUUUUUCUUUUGUAAUCAACGGACACGGCGCAUCACAACGAUGUAGUUUCUUGGCAACGCGAGCGUCCACUCAACAAACAGGACAGUUUUAAGGAUGUUGCCGCACCGCUCCCUCCCUCUGUCUAUUCUCUCUCUCCUCCUGAUUGUUGCCGAGACGGGCCUGUGCGUUGCUGUGACGACCCCGCUGCACGGUGAUUUCCGUGGCUGCGCGGUGAGGGAAUUUUCCUUCGUGGCCCAGAAGCCGGGAUGCAGGAACCUCCGCAUCGACACCGAGGCCUGCUGGGGCCGCUGCCAUACCUGGGAGAAGCCGCUCCCAGAGCCCCCGUACGUCCAGCGGCAUCACCGUGUGUGUUCCUACGGUCGUACUCGCUACCUGACGGCCCGUCUGCCAGGCUGCCAGCCCCACGUCUCCCCGCUCUACUCCUACCCCCUCGCACUGCAGUGCCACUGCACCGUCUGUUCCACACAGGAUACGGAGUGUGAGACGUUCUGAUACGGACUUCUGUGUGUGUGAAAAGAUCAAGAGGGGGGUUGUGGGGUACGACCAAUAUACCACGGCCAAGGACUGUUCUUACGUACGACGCAUCGCGGAGUGCCUGGAUACAGCCCUUAGCCGUGAUAUAUUGGCCAUACACCACAAACCCCCUGAGGUGCCUUAUUGCUAUUAUAAACUUCUUAGCAACAUAAUAAGAGCAGUAAAAAUACAUAUUUUGUCAUACCUGUGAUAUACGGUCUGAUAUACCACAGCUGUCAGCCAAUCAGCAUUCAGGGCUCGAUUCACCCAGUUUUAUAAAAUGCUUUAUAUCACUGUAAUAUGUCGAAUCACCCAGUUUUAUAAAAUGCUGUAUACCACUGUAAUAUGUCGAAUCACCCAGUUUUAUAAAAUGCUUUAUACCACUGUAAUAUGUCGAAUCACCCAGUUUUAUAAAAUGCUUUAUUCCACUGUAAUAUGUCGAAUCACCCAGUUUUAUAAAAUGCUGUAUACCACUGUAAUAUGUCGAAUCACCCAGUUUAAUAAAAUGCUGUAUACCACUGUAAUUUGUCGAAUCACCCAGUUUUAUAAAAUGCUGUAUACCACUGUAAUAUGUCGAAUCACCCAGUUUUAUAAAAUGCUUUAUUCCACUGUAAUAUGUCGAAUCACCCAGUUUUAUAAAAAUGCUUUAUUCCACUGUAAUAUGUCGAAUCACCCAGUUUUAUAAAAUGCUUUAUACCACUGUAAUAUGUCGAAUCACCCAGUUUAAUAAAAUGCUGUAUACCACUGUAAUAUGUCGAAUCACCCAGUUUUAUAAAAUGCUUUAUACCACUGUAAUAUGUCGAAUCACCCAGUUUUAUAAAAUGCUUUAUACCACUGUAAUAUGUCGAAUCACCCAGUUUUAUAAAAUGCUUUAUUCCACUGUAAUAUGUCGAAUCACCCAGUUUUAUAAAAUGCUUUAUUCCACUGUAAUAUGUCGAAUCACCCAGUUUUAUAAAAUGCUGUAUACCACUGUAAUAUGUCGAAUCACCCAGUUUUAUAAAAUGCUUUAUUCCACUGUAAUAUGUCGAAUCACCCAGUUUUAUAAAAUGCUUUAUUCCACUGUAAUAUGUCGAAUCACCCAGUUUUAUAAAAUGCUUUAUUCCACUGUAAUAUGUCGAAUCACCCAGUUUAAUAAAAUGCUUUAUACCACUGUAAUAUGUCGAAUCACCCAGUUUAAUAAAAUGCUG
Messenger RNA from Salmo salar (Atlantic salmon), 2166 nucleotides. RefSeq names its product glycoprotein hormone beta-5. NCBI's taxonomy places the organism in Eukaryota, Metazoa, Chordata, Actinopteri, Salmoniformes, Salmonidae. Gene Ontology annotation, molecular function: hormone activity. Gene Ontology annotation, cellular component: extracellular region; cytoplasm. Gene Ontology annotation, biological process: regulation of thyroid hormone receptor signaling pathway; G protein-coupled receptor signaling pathway. The record is from RefSeq and is a predicted model, not a curated record.